AUGGAUGCGAAUAAUAUACCAGCAUAUUCCCUUGGGAAACAGACUCCCCAUCUUCCACCGAUGCUCAAUACUCGGUCCGGCAACGAGCCCUUCGAACGGCCGCAGACUCCCCCCCGAGCUGGCUUCACAAGUCCCGUCAACACCCCGCAAGGCAGCCCCAGCAAAAACAAAGUACCACCAGGCGCUACAGGGCUUAUCAAUGUAUUCGACAAUGCUAUGAGGCUUACUCCGUCUUCGCCAUCCAGGUCAGGUUUUGGCAAAUCGCCACUCUCGCCAGGCAGGGGCCAGGUUGACGAUCUGACUGCGUACAAUGAGGGUGUCGUCCCGACAGAAAAUACUGCGAGACCGGGGAGCCCUACCAGACUUUCGAAUAAGGAAAAUGCCCCAAUCCCGGGGCUGCGAGCUGGAAAGGAACCGAACAACUUGAGCCAUGCUGCCAUGUCGCGUCGAGAGCUGUAUCAGACAGGCGAUCGGAUGGACGCUAGCGCUCGUAAGCCACAAGCUCAACUCCGAGGCCUCACUGCAGAGGAGUUAGAAAAACUGCAGCAACCGAAAGUGAAGCGUCUUGCCAAUGUCACGCAGCUCUAUUUUCUUGAUCACUACUUCAACCUGCUCAGUUACGUUCAAAACCGACAAAUUCGCAGUGCUCAAUUUGCUGCUGCCUACCCACCGCCCCCCGCCACCGAUGAAGCAGAGUAUGAAGUCGCACGCCAUAAAUACCUAGGCCGAGAGAGGGCCAACCUUCGGAAACGGAGAACUCGUCUGCGACACGGCGACUUCCAGAUCCUUACACAGGUCGGCCAGGGCGGCUAUGGACAGGUAUAUCUUGCGCAGAAGAAAGAUACCCGGGAAGUGUGCGCGUUGAAAGUCAUGAGCAAGAAGCUUCUAUUCAAGAUGGACGAGAUUCGACAUAUCUUGACGGAACGCGACAUCCUGACAACUGCAAAGAGUGAAUGGCUGGUGAAGCUCCUUUAUGCUUUCCAGGAUGAUACUCAGAUAUACCUUGCAAUGGAAUAUGUGCCUGGUGGUGAUUUCCGCACUCUACUUAACAACACCGGAGUCCUCCACAACAGACACGCUCGAUUUUAUAUCGCUGAAAUGGUAGCUUGUGUCGAUGCCCUUCAUGUCCUCGGCUACAUUCAUCGGGACCUGAAACCUGAGAACUUCCUCAUUGACUCUACCGGACACGUGAAGUUAACAGACUUUGGGUUGGCAGCUGGAAUGCUCAAUCCUACUAAGAUCGAAUCUAUGCGGUUGAAGCUAGAGGAAGUUGGAAAGACCGCUGUUCCUUUUGGCCGGCCAAUGGACCAAAGAUCUGCUGCGGAAAGGCGUGAAGGCUACCGAUCUCUUCGAAAGCUCGACGUAAACUAUGCAAAAUCAAUCGUAGGAUCACCUGAUUAUAUGGCCCCAGAAGUGCUGAGCGGUGAGGAAUAUGAUUUUACGGUCGAUUACUGGAGUCUGGGAUGCAUGCUCUUUGAAGCUCUGACGGGCUAUCCGCCCUUCGCCGGAGCAACUGUGGAUGAGACGUGGCAGAAUCUCAAGAAUUGGAAGGAUGUGCUGCGUAAACCGCAAUAUGAAGAUCCGAACUAUUUCCUCUCAAGACGCACUUGGGAUUUUAUUACCCGCCUUGUUGCCGCUAAGGAGAAUCGGUUCAAGAAUGUCACUGAAAUACACAACCAUGACUAUUUCGCGGAAGUGAAUUUCAGCACGCUGAGGGAGGAACAGAAGGCUCCGUUUGUUCCCGACCUUGAUUCCGAAACGGACGCUGGAUAUUUUGAUGAUUUUGGAAACGAGGCUGACAUGGCGAAAUACAAGGAGGUGCACGACAAACAAAAGGCACUUGAAGAUAUGGCUGAGCGUGACGAGAAAAUGAAUAAGAGCGUCUUCGUCGGGUUUACUUUCAGACAUCGAAAACCGGUCAUCGAUAACGACGGACGCAGUAGUCCUCGGAAGGGUAUCCCAACCGACGGAUCCUUUGGGACCAUGUUCUAG
Messenger RNA from Microsporum canis CBS 113480, 1992 nucleotides. Its product is annotated as serine/threonine-protein kinase DBF20. Gene Ontology annotation, biological process: peptidyl-serine phosphorylation; intracellular signal transduction. The transcript is spliced from 3 exons. Gene Ontology annotation, molecular function: protein serine/threonine kinase activity; ATP binding. The coding region runs from base 1 to 1992 and encodes 663 amino acids. The record is from RefSeq and is a predicted model, not a curated record. Gene Ontology annotation, cellular component: spindle pole body. Lineage: Eukaryota; Fungi; Ascomycota; Eurotiomycetes; Onygenales; Arthrodermataceae.